AUGAAUCCAAGAAGAAAGCGACUGAAAACUACUGUAUCUCAACAUGUUUUACAAACAAUCGAAGACAUUCGUCCAGUUAAUCUUUACAUCAGAAAGAAGUUGAAGAAUAAUUCUAGUCCAAAAAGCCAUAUUUGUCAAUUAGAAAACAAAUUUGAAGAAUUAGAUGCUCAAAAACGUCUAAAAUACAUACAAAAAAGUAUCGAUCGUUUUAUUCAAUUAUUGGACGACAAUGACGUCUGCUUGAGUGCACAACGAGACGAAGAUCUGUUUAGCCUGCUCUUAAAGCCUGGUGAACGGACGAUUUAUUUCAGAAAUCAUUUGAAAGCACCAAGUCUUCCUCCAUGUAAUUCAAAAAUGUUAUACAUUCAUUUGAUGAAACAAAAAUACAAUGAUAAAUUUGAUAGAGACAAAUGCAUAUUAAAAUGGCAUCAAUUAGAUGAAAAAAUUCGAAAAGAGUAUGAACAGUUAACGGAUGAAGUACAUAAUAAAUAUGAUAGAGAUAUGUCCAAAUUUUCCAAUUUUUUGCCUAAUAGAAUUGCUGAAGACUAUUUCAUUUAUGCUACAGCGAUUGAAAACUCAUUUAUGGACGAUGAUAUGGAUUUUGUUGAGAGUAGUGUUUUGAACACAGAAGAAAUUACGUCAAUUUUACAACAAUAUACUCCAAGUGUAUUAUAUGAAAAAAAAAUGAAACAAGAAUACUUAUUCAACGAAUUAAAGAAUGAAGAACAAAUAAAAUGGAUACAAAAAUCGCUUAAAAAAUGGCGAAAAUUCUUGAAAAAAUAUCCGUAUGUUAUUGAAGAACGUACGCCAACAUUAAAUCAUAUUUUAAAUUCAAAUGAAAUAUUGACAUAUUUUUAUACUAUUGGUUUACCUAAAUCAUCGUCCUUAGAUAAUGAUCUUAAUCAACUAAAAUGCACAUGUAAAGAUAACCUAUUAUAUCUACAAAACUUAGUUAAAUUUAUCGAAAUUGAUUUGAAGGAUGAACAGUAUUUAAAAUUUGAAUUGUUUACAAAUUUUGAAGAUAUUAAAAAACACUAUAAACUCGCCACUGCACUUGAACAAUUUCGAUUAACACUAACAAUCGAUCAAAUACAUCUCAUGGGAAGAAUAAGAAGAUUAAGGCAACAAUAA
Messenger RNA from Didymodactylos carnosus, 1131 nucleotides. The record is from the annotation of a GenBank genome assembly. Lineage: Eukaryota; Metazoa; Rotifera; Eurotatoria; Philodinida; Philodinidae.